AUGCGCGAGAGAGAGGAGGCGGAGAAGAAUCUCGACGGACCAAGUCGAGGCUUGGCGGAAAUUCUGCCAGACACCGCGCCAAAACUCAACGCCGACUUUUGUCAACUCCUCAGCAACAUCACAACCAUGGCGGCCUUACCAACAAUGCGGCAGCUGGGCUGUCUGAGAGCUUUGCUCAAGACCCAGGAGGCUGUUCAGCCGCAAAUUGGUCGUCGAUUCAUCUCGACCAUCUACUCGCAGCGCCCCGAGCGCGUGCCUCUCCCUCCGAACCUCCCCAAGCAAUUCCUAUCACAAUUACCUGUGCGCAUGCAGCCGGAAAAUGGCCCCAAGCCCGUCAAGGUCUACCCUCCGCCCCCGUCCGCUCGCAACGCCUGCAAGGAUCCAGUCGGCAGUGUUACCGAUUCGCAAAUGACAGUUCUCGACCCCAAGGGAGACCGAAAGGCUCUAUUUGAUUACCGACGGAACACCCGCAGUGUCAAGCCCGGCGACAUUGUCCGAGUUACCUUCAAGAACGGCGACCCUUUCAACGGUGUUGUGCUGAGCAUCAAGCUCCGCGGUAUCGAUACCUCCGUCUUGCUACGGAAUGAACUCACCCGUGUGGGUGUCGAGAUGUCCGUUAAGAUCUUCAAUCCCAACAUUCAAAGUGUCGAAAUUGUCCAGCGUGCCAUGCGCAAGCCUCGCCGCGCCAGGCUGUUCUACAUGCGGUCCCGCAAGCAUGACCGCCGCAGUGUCGAGAACGUUGUGGCUGCUUAUAUCCGCCAGAAGAGGGCCUUCCUCGGUGGAAACAAGCGGUAA
Messenger RNA from Penicillium manginii, 795 nucleotides. RefSeq names its product mitochondrial 54S ribosomal protein bL19m. Gene Ontology annotation, cellular component: ribosome; mitochondrial large ribosomal subunit. NCBI's taxonomy places the organism in Eukaryota, Fungi, Ascomycota, Eurotiomycetes, Eurotiales, Aspergillaceae. The transcript is spliced from 3 exons. The coding region runs from base 1 to 795 and encodes 264 amino acids. Gene Ontology annotation, biological process: translation. The record is from RefSeq and is a predicted model, not a curated record. Gene Ontology annotation, molecular function: structural constituent of ribosome.